AUGAAGCGUCUGUUGAUGCUUUGCGACGCCGAUGUUGCAGCUGGCGAUACACUGGAGCCCUUCAUCGCCCUCAGCCUCUGCACCGUCACUAGGCGCAUCGAGCCUGCAGGCCGUAGCUUCCAGCAGACGUAUGAACAGCGGGAAGCCCCCAAACACCCACGGAAGUCAGAUUCAAGUGGCGGUGGCUCUUCGCUAGCUUCAGGCGCGAACCUGCGGCGCAUUCUGGCGUACGAGGAGACUCUAUACCAAAUAUUAGGAGUGCAGGAGGGGGCCAGCCUCGCAGAGAUAAAGAAGCAGUAUAGAAAGAAAGUGUUGGAGUAUCACCCAGAUAAAGCGAAAAGCGGCGCAGCAAGCCCCCCUGCAAACCCUGCAGCUGCUGCCACCGACACAGCAGCAGCAGCAGCAGAAGAUGCAACAGCAGCGGCAGCAGAUGGGCCACCUGCACCAGCAGCAGAGGGGCAACCAGCCUCCGAACAUGAGGCGUUCUUGAGGCUUCAGGAGGCGUAUGAAGCACUAAGCGAUAGCAACUUCAGGAGACAGUACGACUCCGCACUGCCAUUUGAUGAAAAGAUUCCAAGUGCAGCAGACUGCAGCAGCCCCGCCGACUUUUAUAAAGUGUUUGGGGAGGCCUUCGUCCGCAACUCAAGGUGGUCAGUGCGCCGCCCCGUUCCGGAGUUGGGCGAUAGUUCAACUCCACUGACAGAAGUAGAAAAGUUUUAUUCUUUUUGGUUUGCCUUUGAGUCCUGGCGAGACUUCAGUGUACAUGACGAACACGACUUGGGAACUGCAGAGUGCAGAGAAGAACGCAGGGACCCGCGAAUCAAACAGCAGAAAGAAGAAGAGAGAAGAAAGAAAGAAGAAGCGAAAGCAGCACGCCUGCGAGCGAGAGAAGAAGAGAAGAGGGCAGAAGAGGAAAGAAAGAGAAGAGAAGAAGAAGAAGCUCGCAGCAAAGAAGAAGAAGCACAGAGGGUCUUACAGCAGCAGCAACAAGAAAGAGCAGCACUAAGAAAAUGGAGCCUGAGUGCUGGGGAAGCGGAGGAAGGGCUGCUUAGCCCGCUGCAUUUGCAGGACCUGAGUGGCUCUCUAGGGCUUGUGGAGUUGCAGCAGUUUAUCAAAAACGUGCAUCAGGCAAUGCAGCUCCAGCUGCCUAUUGAAGACGAGGCAGGGGAACCAGUGCCUCUGCCUGAGGAUUUAAACCUGACAGCAGAACAGCGAAGAGCUGCUUUAAAUUUGUAUUCUGCAGAGUGGGAGAAAUAUAUAGAGGCGAAGCGCCAGAAAGACAAGGCGGCUGAAGAGGAAAUGCAGCGCAUCCAAGAGGAGAAGCGACGCCAGGAUCUGGAAAGAAAGAAGGCGCAGCAAACUGUAUGGACAGUGGAGGAGCUGUCUCUUCUAGCGAAGGCCCUGCAGAAAUAUCCGGGGGGCACUUCGCGUCGUUGGCAUCAAGUAGCAGCUUUCGUAGGGACGAAGACGCAGGAGGAGGUUGUGCAGAAAGCCAAAGAAAUGAACGUCAGCGCCAACCUGAAGACAAUGGGGACCAAAAUAUCUCAAGUCCGCAGUUAA
Molecule: messenger RNA, 1560 nt
Organism: Eimeria acervulina
Lineage: Eukaryota; Apicomplexa; Conoidasida; Eucoccidiorida; Eimeriidae
Product: DnaJ domain-containing protein, putative
Exons: 10
Coding region: 1-1560 (519 amino acids)
Biological process (GO): regulation of translational fidelity; 'de novo' cotranslational protein folding
Cellular component (GO): cytosol
Molecular function (GO): ribosome binding; Hsp70 protein binding
Source: RefSeq, a predicted model, not a curated record